AUGUUCGAGGCCUCUACACGGCACGCUCGCCCCAGAUUGACCCCAUUUGUGGGCCUCCGGCUGGGAGACGCCUCUGCACAACCAGGAAGCCGAGCCAGGGAUCAGGAGCCGCAAUUCGGGGUCAGAGCCACCACCUCUGGGAUGGCUGGUGAGAGUUUUUACGGGACCAGGUUGCCAGCCCGACCCCAACUGCUAACUAGGGGCAGGGACGCAGAGCUCCCUGGGGCAGAAUGCCCGUGCUACCCCUAUGUACCCAAAACGAGCCAGGUGUUAGGCAAUGGCUGGGGACGUAGCAAGAGCUUCAACUCAACCACGUCCUCUCUUGUGGCAACGGCGCCUCGUCGGACUAAACCCGGGUUACGAUUCGUCGUUAAUACCUUCCUAAGAGAGCCGGUUGAGCGAAUUUCAUAUAGCAGUGAAAUGCAUGCUGUGUUUAGGCCACCAGAGGACAUGAUGAAGCUCCCAAUCAGCUGGACAGAAGUUUUCCUUCUUUCUCUGGCAACUGUGCUUUGGAUGGAUUGCAUAAGGUUGAGCAAUGAUAAAGUGAUUUUGUGCAAACUUGAGAAUCAAGAGAAAAAGGACACAAUCUUUGACUUGAAGAUGGACAUCUCGCAGCUAAACCUUAGACUGAAGACAAUGCGAUGGCAGAGAGUUUUAUUCAAGAGUGAGGCUGAUAAACACACCAACCUUCUUGAGAUGAAAGGAAAGUUGCUGGUUCAGAUGGCGACGUUGCAGAAAGCCAACAGAGAUGCACAGAAAGGCAACUUCUAGUAGAUAAUAGGUACAGGGAGGUACUCUUAAUUGAGGAAAUAUUUUGAUUGAUUCAUAAGAUUAUGAUUAUGAAAAUAGUGCUCCAUGUUGCAAAUGCGUAAAGGCAUUGCUGAUAUUAUGACUGUACCGCUACUGUACAUUAAAAGAUACAAUAGUUAAAA
This is a messenger RNA of Penaeus indicus, 932 nucleotides long. RefSeq lists its product as uncharacterized. The transcript has 8 exons. The record is from RefSeq and is a predicted model, not a curated record. Lineage: Eukaryota; Metazoa; Arthropoda; Malacostraca; Decapoda; Penaeidae. Bases 1 to 771 code for a protein of 256 amino acids.